AAGAAAAUUGCCAAAACCUCUUUCCUUGAUGACGCUUUUAGAAAGACCCUUGAAUCUUCACUGCGGUUUGGAACACCGCUUCUGGUACAAGAUGUUGAAUCAUACGACCCAAUUCUCAAUCCUGUCCUCAAUCGUGAAGUUAGGCGCACGGGUGGUCGCACCCUCAUUACACUUGGUGAUCAGGAUAUUGAUCUUUCCCCUACAUUUAUUAUUUUCCUUUCUACAAGGGAUCCUUCAGUAGAUUUUGCACCUGACAUUUGCUCUAGAGUAACGUUUGUAAACUUUACGGUGACUCAUAGCAGCCUCCAGAGUCAAUGUCUCAAUGCGGUGCUGAAAGCGGAAAGGCCAGAUGUUGACAAUAAACGAUCAGAUCUAUUAAAGAUGCAAGGUGAAUUUCAGCUGAGGCUGCGCCAUUUGGAGAAGGACUUACUACAGGCUCUUAACGCUGCUGAGGGCAACUUGCUAGAUGAUGAUAAGAUCAUUACGAACCUGGAAACUCUAAAAAAAGAGGCCGGAGAGGUUGCCAAGAAGGUGGAGGAGACAGAUGCGAUCAUGACAGAGGUGGACAAUGUCUCACAACAAUAUGUCCCCCUCUCACAGGCAUGCUCAGGCAUCUACUUUACUUUGGACGCUCUCAAUCAGGUUCACUUCCUCUACCAGUACUCAUUGCAAUUCCUCCUCUCCAUAUUCAACUUUGUCCUUACUCAAAACGAAAAUCUCAAAGGCGUCAGUGACAGUAAAACGAGGUUGGAUAUAAUUACUAAGGACCUCUUCCAAGUAACCUACAAUCGCGUUGGUCGUGGAAUGUUGCACAGCGACCAGAUUACGUUUGCGGUGUUACUGGCGCGUAUUUACUUGAAGGGCAAAGCAUCUGCAGGUGUGACCUUUGAAUCAGAAUUUUCCGUCUUCCUCCAUGGUCAAGACAGCGCAAGCCUCUUGACUAGCAAGAAUCUACCUGAUAUCAAGGGUCUCACCGUCGAACAACGUGCUGCACUCAGCAGACUGCAAAGCCAGCUGCCAGCUUUUAGAAAUAUCGUUUCAGCCAUUGGAAAUGAACAACAUUUUAAUGCUUGGCUAGAAACUGUUUCUCCCGAGACGGAAGUUCCUAUAUUGUGGGAGCUGCCUGCUGCACAAGCCACUCCAGUGGGCACCGCAAUUUAUAGCCUGCUGCUUAUUCAGGCACUUCGACCAGACCGCCUCCUAGCUUGUGCUCACAUGCUAGUUUUCGCAGUGUUUGGCCAAGGCUUUAUGGACGCUACUCGUUCUAACCUCGAUCUUGGUCCACUCGUUGAGCAAGAGAUAAAAGCAAACGUUCCCGUCCUUCUCUGUGCUACUCCGGGCUUUGAUCCGAGUGGGCGUGUGGAAGAUCUUGCAGCUGAUUUGAAAAAAACACUCACUGGGAUAGCUAUCGGUUCCGCUGAAGGUUUCUCGCAAGCCGAAAAGGCUAUCAAUGCGGCUGUGAAACAGGGCAAGUGGGUGAUGCUAAAGAACGUUCAUCUAGCACCAUCGUGGCUCGUUCAGCUGGAAAAGAAGCUACACUCUUUCCAGCCCCACCCGAACUUUCGUCUAUUCCUUACAAUGGAAAUCAAUCCCAGGCUACCCGUCAACCUCCUUCGUUCUGGUCGAGUGUUUGUCUUUGAACCUCCACCUGGCAUCAAGGCGAGCCUUUUGCGAACUUUCGCCAGCCUCUCACCAACCAGGAUGUCUCGUGCUCCAGCUGAGCGUUCUCGUCUCUACUUUUUGCUGGCUUGGUUCAAUGCUGUUGUGCAGGAACGCCUUCGUUACGCUCCUCUGGGUUGGACUAAGUGCUAUGAGUUUAAUGAAUCCGAUCUCAAAUCGGCUUACGACACUAUCGACACAUGGGUAGAUAGUGCUAGCAAAGGUCGCUCUAAUCUGCCACCCAACCAGAUCCCCUGGUCCGCUAUCCGCCAGCUCAUGUCACAAUGUAUUUAUGGUGGCCGUGUCGACAAUGACUUUGACCAAACUCUUUUGGAUACUUUCCUCUCGCGCCUCUUCACUGAUCAUAGCUUUGACCACGAUUUUGUUCUUGUUAGCGAUUUGGACGGUCAGGCAGGCAAAAACAUUCUUAUCCCAGAGGGAACUUCACGCGAAGAAAUAGUCGCAUGGACAAAGAAACUUCCCUCUGUCCAAACGCCCUCUUGGCUUGGCUUGCCCAACAACGCGGAGAAGGUGCUUCUGACCAAUAUGGGUAAGCUGAUGUGUCUUACUGUUCUGUUUUUUUGUUUGACAUCGUCGUAA
Hydatigera taeniaeformis is the source of this 2259-nucleotide messenger RNA. The record is from the annotation of a GenBank genome assembly. Lineage: Eukaryota; Metazoa; Platyhelminthes; Cestoda; Cyclophyllidea; Taeniidae.